AUGUUGGCAUUGGCUCUGACAGCUGAGCUGGAGGGCGUGACCGACCUUGCUCCCUCCGAUACAGCUGAGUCGCCAUACUACUAUACAUUCAAAGUGCAAUGCACAUCAUGUCGCGAGACACACGCCAAUUGGGUUGGUGUCAGCCGCCAUGAAAUGAACGAACAGUCAGGAAGUCGAGGGGAAGCAAAUUUCGUCUGGAAAUGUAAAAACUGCAAGAGAGAAUCCAGUGCAACGAUCAAAGCGGCUCCUACGGCGUACGAGCCAAACUCACCGGCAAAGGCAAAGAACAUCAUUGAAAUUGAUUGUCGGGGACUCGAGUUUAUUGAUUUCAAACCAGAUGGGGAGUGGGAGGCCACAGGUAUUGGAUCGGGAACGAAAUUUACAGGGAUUGAUUUAUCAGAAGGAGAAUGGUUCGACUACGACGAGAAAGCAGGAGAAGAAGUCAGCAUCAAGGAUAUAAAGUGGGAAAUUCGGCGGGCUUGA
Molecule: messenger RNA, 483 nt
Organism: Rhinocladiella mackenziei CBS 650.93
Lineage: Eukaryota; Fungi; Ascomycota; Eurotiomycetes; Chaetothyriales; Herpotrichiellaceae
Exons: 5
Coding region: 1-483 (160 amino acids)
Molecular function (GO): zinc ion binding
Source: RefSeq, a predicted model, not a curated record